AUGUUAGCUAGAAAUGUGUGUGCAAUUAGUCUUAGACGAUGUUUCCGUACGUUUAAUUACUUACGUGAGAGCGCUGCUGAUGAAAUGCCAGUUAAUAAUCCUUUUCAACUCAAGCCAAUACAAUAUGAAAGCCAUACUCUACGCAAACAUGAUAAUGCUAAACGACAGAGGUUGUACGAAUUUGGUAUCUACGUCGCAGCUUGUAUGCCCAAAUAUGUCCAAAAGAUUCAAAUGCAACAUACAGACGAGCUGGAAAUAUUAAUUGCCCCUGAAGGAUUUCAUCCGGUUUUGACGUUCAUGGCUUAUCACCAGCAUGCUUGCUUCAAUCAAUGCUCUUUUGCUACUGCCAUAGAUGUACCUAGUAGGGUAUUCAGGUUUGAAGUCGUAUACAAUCUGCUUAGCUUACGGUACAGUGAGCGAGUGAGAGUAAAAACUUACACAGACGAGCUCACUCCUUUACAUUCAGCUGUGAGCUUAUGGGGAAAUUGUAAUUGGUUAGAAAGAGAAAUAUACGAUAUGUUUGGAAUAAUUUUUACUAAUCAUCCUGAUUUAAGAAGAAUUCUUACUGAUUACGGUUUUCAAGGACAUCCUCUCCGAAAAGAUUUUCCCCUCACAGGCUAUAUUGAAGUUCGAUAUGAUGAUGAACUAAAAAAAAUAGUAUACGAACCUGUUGAAUUUGCUCAAGAAAUGCGAAGCUAUCAACUAGAAUCCCCAUGGAAUUAUUUAAAAAACUUCCAUGGAGGUUUUAAUUGUCCUGAAACUGAAAAGAAA
Messenger RNA from Brenthis ino (lesser marbled fritillary), 771 nucleotides. NCBI's taxonomy places the organism in Eukaryota, Metazoa, Arthropoda, Insecta, Lepidoptera, Nymphalidae. The record is from the annotation of a GenBank genome assembly.